CCCUCGCACGUCCUCCUCCCAGACGUCGCCGCGCGCGUCCUCCUCGCCCUCCAGGCCGCUAUCCUGGCCCGAGUCGGUCCGCCGCCGCCAUGCUGCCCGCCGUCUUACUCCGCCGUCCCGGCCUGCGCCGCCUUGUGCGCCUGGCCCGCGCCUACGCCGAGGCCGCCGCCGCCGCCGCCGCCCCCUCUGCGGGCCCGGGGCAGAUGUCCUUCACGUUCGCCUCACCCACGCAGGUGUUCUUCAAUGGCGCCAACGUGCGGCAGGUGGACGUGCCCACACAGACGGGAGCCUUUGGCAUCCUAGCAGCGCAUGUACCCACUCUGCAGGUCCUCCGGCCCGGGCUGGUGGUCGUGCAUGCUGAAGACGGCACCACCUCCAAGUACUUUGUGAGCAGCGGCUCAGUCACAGUGAACGCUGAUUCCUCCGUGCAGUUACUCGCUGAAGAGGCGGUGACGCUGGACAUGCUGGACCUGGGGGCAGCCAAGAUGAACUUGGAGAAGGCGCAGUCGGAGCUGUCGGGGGCAGCAGAUGAGGCCUCAAGGGCUGAAAUCCAAAUCCGAAUUGAGGCCAGUGAGGCCCUGGUGAAAGCUCUUGAGUAGGCGGUGCGUGGCCCUCGCCAGCUGGGAAUCUGAGGCCGAGCUGGGCCGGGGAUGUCCCGAGAGGCUGACCCAGCUCCCCUGGGCCCAGUCUGACCGGGCAGUGGGACCCUGAGCGGUUCUUACCUGCGGGGAGCUGUUCUUGCCCAGGGGGCAGCAUGGUACCAGCUUCUGCAGCGCACCAGCUGGACCCUGCACAGCCCCCAGAGAGGAGGAGCCCCUGGCCUUGGUGGCUGGGGGGUGAUCUCAGAGGCCUUGCCCCGGCCUUGGGGGUCUGCCAUCCUAGGGGCCUCUCUUCCCACCUCCCUUGGUUCUCCCAAGCUGACCUGCCACCCCUUUGCCCCUGCAGAGCUUGCCACAGAGACUUCUGUCUGCUCCCAGUGCCUCCAUGGGACGCACUCCCAUUAAACACUGGAGACCCGA
Messenger RNA from Manis javanica (Malayan pangolin), 1019 nucleotides. RefSeq names its product ATP synthase F1 subunit delta (gene ATP5F1D). Lineage: Eukaryota; Metazoa; Chordata; Mammalia; Pholidota; Manidae. Gene Ontology annotation, molecular function: proton-transporting ATP synthase activity, rotational mechanism. Gene Ontology annotation, biological process: proton motive force-driven ATP synthesis. The record is from RefSeq and is a predicted model, not a curated record.